CUUAACCUUGUCGGUAGAAUCUGCAACUCCUAUAUGAAUUUUUAUGCCAUCCUUUAGUCUAGUUACAGAGUAUGGUAGUUGAUACAGAUCGAAUACAUCCCUUUCCAAAUCAUGCGGUCGUUAUUGUAAGCGAAGGCAGUGAUCGAGCAAUCUCUUGAGCAUGCUAAUCUACAUUCCUCAAUGCUUUUAACCUUUAACGAUUCAGAAUAUUGGGAAUAAGAAACAUCAAGUACUCCCAAAAAUUUGUGAUUUCCUACAUCACUGCACUGCAAAGGGGUUUUCGUCACACAACCAUAAGAAUAACCUCCAAAUUCCCAAUCUUCUGGGAUUUUGGGUUCAAAUCCUUCCAAGCAUCGACAAUGAGGCAAACUCUGAGACUCACAGAUACUAAAAGCACCACACUUGGUGCAUUGUCCAUCCCAAGUGUUUAUUGUCUCACUGCCGUUAUAAAACUCGAGUAGACCAUUCAAAAGUUUGUAUCUCAUAAAUGAAUUAGGAUCGAUGGGAACAUAAGUUAAAGAGCUUUCAUUCUCAUUUUCAACAGAAUUUAAAUUCACUUGACAAUAAAAGCAGUAGGAAGGAAUGCUAUGAUUGUCACCUCGCCAUCCCAAACACUAAUGGCGGAACCAUUUCGAAAUAAGAAAACCCUGCUUCCAGCUUGUUCUAUCUCAAGUGAAAAUAUUCCAGGGGCUGGAUUUUGUGGGUUUCUCCAGGGAGUAAGAAUUAGUUUCUCGUUGGUAAGCUUAUUAUAUCCAAGCUUGGCAGCUGGAAGCCAAGUGUCAAUGGGGUGAUCAAAACUCUGCCAUAAAACAGCGGAUGAAUCAGGUUCAUCUCUGAUGACAAAGUUCCCGUUGUCAAGAAGCACUGCCAUGGCGGAAUUAGAAACCGCUGCCGCAGUUCGAGUUGACCAAACCGUAUAUUUUGUUUGGUCCAGCAGCGCUAAGCUUCCAUUUCGGAAGAGUUGCAAUGCCAAAGAAUACGAAUCAGAAGCAGGUUUUUUUUCUGAAGAAUCUACUUCCGGUUCCUGUCCGCUUCUCCGGUGUUGGAGGGUUGAUGAUGACUAAUCAAGGAUUAAAGUCGCUGUUUCCGAUGGAGGAUAUUGCAGUGAUGGGAUUAUUGGAGUUAUUGCUUCAGCUGAAUAUGAUCAGAGUGAAGCUGCAGGAGACAAUAGAGGCUGCUCUUCCGUUUCAACCUCAUGUUGUUAUGACUGUGGAUUCCAAGGGUUUCUCUUUGCGUCUGUUAAAACAGUUACAGGCUAGAUACAAUCGGCAAGGAUUAAAUGCUCUGGUACACUUCCAUUAUGUAGCACCGUCGUUUUGGGCUUGGAAAGGGGGUGAAGCAAGACUCCGAGGCCUGGUUCAAUUUGCGGAACAUGUCUUGUGUAAACUUCCUAAUGAAGAAGAAGUUUGCAGAUCAAAUGGACUGGCUGCAACCUUUGUAGGCCACCCCAGUUUGGAGGAUGUUUGGGAGUUGAAUUCGAAGGAAACUUCACCCCAUGAAUGGAAGAUGGAAGGAAACUGCAAAGAUUUCCGAAGGAAAUAUGCAAUGCCUGCAGGAGCCAAAGUCAUUUCCUUGCUUCCUGCAAGCAGAUUACAAGAGAUCACCAGAAUGCUUUGCAUCUUCACAAACGCUGUGGCAUUAUUACAAGUGUCAUUUCCUGGGUUAGUAACAGUCAUCCAUAUCACUCCCAAUCAGCAUGUGAAGAAUGGAAUCACUAACAAGUGGCCUGUGCCUGCUAUAUUGAUUCCAGGAGUCCUGCACCAAAAAUAUGAUGCAUUCAGUGCAAGUAGCGUUGCGUUAUGUGCUUCUGGAACAGUUGCUUUAGAGAUGCAGCUUGCACGGCUACCAUGCGUAGUCGCCUAUUCUCAUUUCCUAACUGAGUUGAUUAUUCGUUAUGAAGCCAAGGUACCUAUCGUCUCCCUCCCAAAUGUUCUCAUGGAUUCCCCUAUUAUACCCGAAGCUCUCUUGCAAUCUUGUACUCUGACAAACCUGGCCUCAUUGAUGUUGGACUUGAUACAUGCCAAUGGCCUCCGAGAAGAACAGAUUGUUGCCGCGGAAAAGGUUAUCAGACUUCUAUGCGCUCCGGCCAGAAAUUUAGAUCCGUUGGCAGAGCGGCAUCAAGGAGGCUGGUUUCCCCGCAACACACCGAGUAAGAUAGCAGCUACUGCAGUACUGCACCAUGCAAAGCCAUGGCUGUCAUCUGUGGGAUGUCAUUACUAUACAAAUGUUUAAUAUCUCACCGAUGUAUCUUUUAGCUUGAUUCGAAUUGAAGGCGGAGAGUUUGGUUUUUGUUCUUCGCUCGAUUGGAGGUGUAGUAACACUGAUAAUGCAACAUCAAAAUUGCAAAUUUAAGGAGCAACCCCAAGUCGAUCGGUUUAUC
Messenger RNA from Pyrus x bretschneideri (Chinese white pear), 2380 nucleotides. RefSeq names its product probable lipid-A-disaccharide synthase, mitochondrial. NCBI's taxonomy places the organism in Eukaryota, Viridiplantae, Streptophyta, Magnoliopsida, Rosales, Rosaceae. The record is from RefSeq and is a predicted model, not a curated record. Gene Ontology annotation, biological process: lipid A biosynthetic process. Gene Ontology annotation, molecular function: lipid-A-disaccharide synthase activity; phospholipid binding.